AUGUUAGAGAUUGAUGCACGACGUAAAUACAACUAUAUCCCAGCUCUUCUCGAUUCCGGCACAGUUUUCGCCGAUUCCAGCAAGUUCCGGCAGGUUCCUUGCCGCCGGAUUCCGGCCGGAAUUGCACAGGAAAUAUCCGAUCAGUUCCUGGCCGGAACCGACCGUGCCAUAAUAACCUGGGAAGUCGAAAGCUUGCCGUCAUCUAUUUCACCACCACCUGCACCGAGUCCAGCGCAAGUGAUCGCAAAUGAACCACAAUUGGAUGAGCAGGGUAGUCUGAUUGAAACACUGUUAAUGGAACAACAAAAAUUGGCUAUUGAACAUAAGAGAAACUGGUUAUUUGGAGAGGCACGAGGUGCUGCUGAUAAAAUGGAUAGAAUUCAUAGCGUGUUCGCACUGAUGGCCGAAUGGGGGGUAAUGCUCUUACCCAGGACGAUGAUUCCUGAAGCAGGAUUCCAUGAAUUUCCGACAAAAUCCCUGAGGAAACUCGCCAUUUCUGAGCGGGAUCCGCUCAUCGGGAAUGCUGCUUCUAUGAAAUCUCCGGAAUACCAUGGAACCGGCCGUUUCCGUGCCGGAUUGUUCGACCUGGGUACUGGUGUUAUCAUUUAUACAAGUGGAGAAAAAUAA
Adineta ricciae is the source of this 627-nucleotide messenger RNA. The record is from the annotation of a GenBank genome assembly. Lineage: Eukaryota; Metazoa; Rotifera; Eurotatoria; Adinetida; Adinetidae.